CUAUUCCUAUAUUUUCAUUAGUGAUGAACUCCUGGUUUGAUAUUUUGCAGUCACACCAGUGUCAAAUGGUAUAGAAGCAUGGAGAAUCUUGGAAGAUUUAAACCAUCAGAUUGACCUAGUCUUGACUGAGGUAGUCACGUCCGGACUAUCUGGUAUUGGUCUUCUGUCCAAGAUAAUGAGUCACAACAGCUGCCAGAAUACUCCUGUCAUUAUGAUGUCAUCUCUUGAUUCAACUAGUUUAGUCUUAAAAUGCUUGUCCAAGGGUGCUGCUGACUUUCUGGCGAAGCCUAUAAGGAAAAAUGAACUUAAAAACCUUUGGCAGCAUGUAUGGAGGAGAUGCCACAGUUCUAGUGGUAGCAAUGGUGACAGCUGCAUACGGAAUGAAAAAUCUAUUGGUGCCAAAUGCGCUGAUGAGUCGAACAAUGACACUGGCAGCAACAACGAAAAUGACAAAAGAAGUAUUGGUUUACAAGCUAAGGAUGGAAGUGGCAAUGGAAGUGGCACUCAGGUACAUUGACCCCUAAUAUUAAAGUAAUUGGCAUUCGAAUUCGAGCUCAUAUGCUUUAUGACACUCAGUGGAAUCAGAGCAAUCACAACCUUAUAAUUUUGCUUUAAUAGUAGAUCAGAAAGGUUGUUUUUAUUGUGUAAUGUGUUAGGUUUACUGACAGUGUGUUAUAUUGUUUGGGAAAUCUUAUCAGUAACGAUGAUAAACAAGUAUGACGCUAGAUGUU
Spinacia oleracea (spinach) is the source of this 731-nucleotide messenger RNA. Its product is annotated as two-component response regulator-like PRR37. NCBI's taxonomy places the organism in Eukaryota, Viridiplantae, Streptophyta, Magnoliopsida, Caryophyllales, Amaranthaceae. Bases 176 to 517 code for a protein of 113 amino acids. The record is from RefSeq and is a predicted model, not a curated record. The transcript is spliced from 3 exons. Gene Ontology annotation, biological process: cytokinin-activated signaling pathway; phosphorelay signal transduction system.